CUUCCUUGAUUCAUGGUUGAUCAGUUACAGAUGGGGCAUUAAACUGGAAGCACAUGCUCUUUGUGCGUAUUGAAGAUAAACAAGAUACAUCAUCAGGACGGUGGGAUCAAAACGCUAUAAUAAGGAAGUAUAGUGUCCAGGCUGGUCUUCAAUUCUAGAAAGGAAGUCAGUGAUGUCUAGUGCCUAAAAAAUUUAUCGAACUUUCUCCUAGAAUCCUGCACCAUGCCUUAUAUGGACAAGCGCGGGCGCUUGUGUGGAUUCCUCAAUGUGGAGGAAAAAGAGAAUAGUGGGCGUUUUAGCCGAAGAUAUUUUAUACUUAAUACCAAAGAAGGAAAGUUUCAGUACUUCAUGGACAAUCCAUUGAAUCUUCCCCACAACAACAGAACACCAGUAGAUGAAAUUUCUUUACAGUUCAUCUCAAAGGUUAGUGAUGCACGAAAACAAAGACCCAAAGUAGACAGCUGUUUUGUGGUGAAUUUUGCGGGGAAGAUGAUGUUUCUUCAGGCAGAUGACAGCAGUGAUAUGAGGAAAUGGAUAGAGGCUCUAAACGAUGCCAGCAGAAUUACGGUUCCUACAUCAAUGGAUAGUUCUGCAGAGAGGGUUAAUGAAUGGCACCAGGAUGGUGUGUCCGACCGGGGCUUCAAAACUGAGAUCGCAGGAGGUGUGGUGUGUAAAAUCCCAAUACAGACCAGUGAUGAUGAUAUGUCGGAGUCCAGUGAAGGGGAAUUUGACACUCAUGGUGAACCUGCAUACCGAUUACCUGCCAUCAAAACAGGCUUUGGAGUCAAACAAGGUGGAAUGAGAAAAAACUGGAAGAGAAGAUAUUUUGUAUUAACAGAACAAAACAUUUUAUAUUUCAGUUCUAAGAAGGCUAAAGAACCACUAGGCCUUAUACCAAGAAACGAUGUCCAGGAAGUGAAAGUAUCUACCAAACAUCCGAAUCGAGAUAAUUUGUAUGAAAUAGUAACACUUAAACGAACCUUUUAUAUACAGUGUGAUAAUCCUGAAGAGAUGGUGAGUUGGAUUGAUGCUAUACAGAAGACAUAUGCUCUAGAACCAGAAAACUCGGUCCAGACGUCAGGAGACCAACCAAUGAAUCCAGCAUCAGAAGCGUUUGACAUGGAGAAUUUUCCCGUUACCAAAGUUUAUCCCCAUGGAGAAUGGUGUGCAUCUGACGACGCAGCAAAAACAGACAAAGACACCACAAGACAGAAGAAGAAAAGUUGGCUACUCUGGUAGAAGUGAGAUAAAAAACAGAAUAUAUUUAGUGACAUUAUAAGAUAAAAACAGGAAAGUAUUAAGUUUUGGAUUGAAAGGAAUUCAUUGCAUAAGUAUAACUUAAUUUAUGAUAUUGUCCGACAUCAUUUUGUUGCAUCCACAAUUCGACCAUAAUAAGCCCACUCUUUGUUUAUGUGAUGCCAAAGGCUGUGCCAAAGGUCGUUUCACAGUAAACCAUAUUGGAGUAUGUCAGUAUGGUGUGAAAUAAAAAUAUUUGAUAAUUUUGUUAAGGUAUCAAGGCACCACAGCAUCAAAAGAGUUCCAACUUUUUUAAUAUUUCAGACCAAAAGCAUUCUCCAUUAAGUAAGAGUUUUUUUGGUCUAAGAGUUAGGUCCCUUCUCAAAAUACUCAAAAUUCCUUGAUAUCAGCAAGCAUAUUAUUUCAGUGUAAUGGUUCUGAGAUCAACUCAUUCUGUAACUAAUUUUCACUCUUUGAUUUUCAAAUCUUUCAUAUUACAUCAUGUCUUGUGAUUGAUGCUGACAUUUUUAUCACAAUAUAUCCACAGUAACCCUUUUAUUAACCUAAAGGAUUUAAAAUUAGGUUUAAAUUAAAACCAAUAAUUAAAAAAAAAUUUUGACAUCUUGAUAACGACUUCAACACUUUAUUAAAGUUAAGGUAUCCAGAUAAUUUUUUUUAAAAUAUGGUAAUUUCUUUCAUUAGCCCGGAAAUCCCAGUUCUAUUUUGGAAUCAAAAUGGUUACCGAUAAGAUAUUGUGUCAUUUUUUUUCUCAGUGAUUAAAUGGUUGUAGGUUGACAGUAGACUUUUAGGCCAGUGUAUGUGUCAAAAGUUCUUUGCACAGAAUGAAAUACUCAAGUUGUUGUUGUUUUCAAAAUAUAUGGCUCAUAUUCUGAAUUACCAGGUAUUUUAGUAAACAAAUUGUCUUUAGCACAGAGAGCCUGUAGGUUUAUGUUGUUGUUUGAUGUCUGUUGUCUACCAGGCAUAAAGAAUAUUAUUUGAAUAACUUCUUCUUGAGAACUAUGAAGCCAUGGGUCAUGAUUUUGUGCAUAUAGAAUACAGUAGGAAAGGGAUUGCAAGUUUGUUUAAAUGAGGACCUUGACAUAUAAUAAAAGCAACAAGGGUCAAAUAUGUUAAAUGCUUGAAUAAUGUUUUCUCCAAGAAAUGACCCAUACUUUGCAGAGUAACAAUGUUUUGGCUGUGAAUUGCUGAAUUGAAGGCUCUAAACUGUACUCAAAUUAAGUGAUUGCUGCAUUCAUUAGGUUAAAUGUGUCACAAUGUUUUGUAAUGUCUUCCAAAGUCCCACGAAGCCAAUAGUCUCAUAUUGGCCAGUCACUUGGUGAGCUAUCAAGUCACAUAUAUUUAGUUGUCAAAUAUAAUGAAAUCCUCAUAUAGCCCUAAAUAAAAUUUUAGGCCUCGUUGAAUUUUCUAGCCUUGUAGUAUGCAAGGAUUUAGAACCAUUUAAAUUCAUAUUAGUUCAAAUUAGAGAUAAAAAAUCUAUCACAGUAAUCGAUAGGUGAAGCAAAGAUGGACAGGGGCAAAUAGCGCUGACAAUCCUCACAUCAUGGUCAAUAUUUAUGUAUAUUUACAUUUGCAUGUCUCAUCCCAUUACAAUAUAACGAGGCACCAAGUGUAAUUAUGAGACUAUAAUUGCAGCUGGUCCUGCUGUAUUGUGAUGUCACAACUCUCUUGCCAACCAUUUUGUGUUUUGACUGUUCUCAUGACUGGAUUUACUCUAUGUUGCACAAUAUAACUGGAUACACGAUCAAUAUUGCCCAAAAUGUUGUUGGUAUAAAAGCUAAUGUUAUUAUAGUUUAUAUAUUUGCAAGAUGCCCUUCUUCCAAACCUUCUAUCAUCACUUGUAAUUAUAUAAGCUAUACUGUAAUAUCAAAUAUUUUUGUGGGACUAAGUUUUCAUGGGUUUUUCAAAAUAAUACUAUUUGAUGACACAUGAUAUCAUGGAUAUAAAUCUACUUCUCCUUAUUUCAAAAAUUCAUGGACAUAUGAAUUCAUGGAUUAAGAGUACCCAAGAAAUCAAUGAGAAUAAAACCCGGCAGAAAUUAAGGAUUUCACAGUAAUUGCACUCAGGAGAUACUAUUGUUUUACUCUAUAUAUAUAAUUACAGAAGUCCUGUGUAUUUCUUUUUUAUCAUUAUACCACUUUGAUUUAAUAGGUGAGUGAUACAGACUCUUUGGGCCUCUUUCUCAAUAUGUGAUUGAGUAAAGAUAUAAAUAUUUUCCUUGGAUUUUAAGUUAUAGAUGCUAUAAUUUUUACAUUUUUUAUGUUCAGCAUUAUUUGACAAUAUCAUUGGCUGGUUGUCUGUGUUGACUGACGUUGAUUCACUGUUUUAGGAGAGGGCGAACACUGUACAUGUAUUAUUCAUACUUUUAUGUCAACCAAGUCUUCCAGAAUAUCACUUUUUUCUUUCAUCUUUUUUUAUGUCAGAAAUAUUUUAAGCAAUAAUCAAGUUUUAUGAAAACCAUUUGUUAUUGUCUCUAUACAACUGACAUAUAUGGAUUUCAAACUGAGGUAGAUGUAAAAGUCUUCUGAAGUUCCAUGGGCAUUCCUUGUCUAAUUGGUGCUGGAAGAGAGAAUAGCUGCUGAUGUCAUCAAUGAAGUAGUAGCUAAACAAUCUAGAACAGUGGGUCUUAUUAUCCUUAUACUUGGUCAGGAUUCUCCAUGUGAAUCUUUCAUUUGUUCCUAAUUUGCCAUUGUUUCUUUUUUUUUAAUUUGAAUUAUGAUUUCGUGAAAAUGUCAAUGUUUUCUUAGAUUUUAAGAAUCAAAAUAAAGGUUUUUUUUAAAGCAAG
Messenger RNA from Ylistrum balloti, 4039 nucleotides. RefSeq names its product pleckstrin homology domain-containing family A member 1-like. The transcript is spliced from 13 exons. Bases 223 to 1239 code for a protein of 338 amino acids. Lineage: Eukaryota; Metazoa; Mollusca; Bivalvia; Pectinida; Pectinidae. The record is from RefSeq and is a predicted model, not a curated record.